Messenger RNA from Fukomys damarensis (Damara mole-rat), 168 nucleotides. Its product is annotated as keratin-associated protein 20-1-like. The transcript has a single exon. The record is from RefSeq and is a predicted model, not a curated record. NCBI's taxonomy places the organism in Eukaryota, Metazoa, Chordata, Mammalia, Rodentia, Bathyergidae. Bases 1 to 168 code for a protein of 55 amino acids.
AUGAGCUACUAUGGCAACUACUACAAUGGCCUGGGCUAUGGCUACGGUGGCCUAGGCUGUGGCUAUGGCUAUGGUGGCUAUGGCAGCUAUGGCGGCUAUGGCAGCUAUGGUUAUGGCUGCCGCCAUCCCCUGUGCUGUAGAAGAUACUGGUCCUAUGGCUUCUACUGA